AUGCCUCUCGACACAUCCACAACAUAUCCCCUCACCAAGCUUCGCCUUGAUGGCCGUCGCUGGAAUGAGCUUCGACUGCUCCAGGCCCAGAUCUCCACGAACCCCGCCAGUUCGGGCUCAUCCUACUUGGCCAUGGGCAACACCGCGAUCCUGUGCUCCGUCCACGGUCCCGCAGAGGGGCGUCGCGGUGAUGCCACGGGUGGUGCUGCUGGAUCAGCAGGUGCGGUAGUAGAGGUGGAUGUCAAUGUUGCAGGAUUUGCUGGAGUGGACCGCAAGCGCAGAGCCGGCGGAAGUGACAAACAAUCUUCGCGCGUCGCAACGAUACUACGCUCUGCUUUCCAGUCGCAUCUUCAUACCCACCUCUACCCUCACAGUACGAUUAGCAUCCACGUCUCGGUUUUGUCGUCAGACGGUUCGCUCCUCGCCGCGGCGGUCAAUGCCUGUACGCUGGCGCUUGUGGAUGCCGGUAUUCCCAUGCCAGGACUCCUCUGUGGGUGCACGUCGGGAAUGAGCGGCAGUGCAUCUACGCCGCGGGAUCCGAAUAAUGACACAUUGGAUCCGCUGCUGGACUUGUCUCUGCCGGAGGAGCAGGAGCUUCCGUUCCUUACGGUGGGAACGACAACGGCUGUACCGGUGGGAGAGGCGGCUAUGAUUAACGAGGAUGAGGACGAGAUGAAGGUAGCAAUGCUGACGAUGGACUCCAAGGUGCAUUGCACAUAUGUUGAGACAAUGCUGGCGGUGGGAAUUGACGGAUGCAAGCAGAUCCGGGAGAUUUUGGAAGGGGUGAUCAAGAAGUCGGCACGCCGGUGA
Molecule: messenger RNA, 810 nt
Organism: Aspergillus luchuensis
Lineage: Eukaryota; Fungi; Ascomycota; Eurotiomycetes; Eurotiales; Aspergillaceae
Gene: SKI6
Product: exosome non-catalytic core subunit SKI6
Exons: 2
Coding region: 1-810 (269 amino acids)
Biological process (GO): rRNA catabolic process; U4 snRNA 3'-end processing; nuclear mRNA surveillance
Cellular component (GO): nucleolus; nuclear exosome (RNase complex); cytoplasmic exosome (RNase complex)
Source: RefSeq, a predicted model, not a curated record